This is a messenger RNA of Endocarpon pusillum Z07020, 1785 nucleotides long. RefSeq lists its product as uncharacterized. Lineage: Eukaryota; Fungi; Ascomycota; Eurotiomycetes; Verrucariales; Verrucariaceae. Bases 1 to 1785 code for a protein of 594 amino acids. The record is from RefSeq and is a predicted model, not a curated record. Gene Ontology annotation, cellular component: endoplasmic reticulum membrane; endoplasmic reticulum. The transcript is spliced from 2 exons. Gene Ontology annotation, molecular function: thiol oxidase activity; protein-disulfide reductase activity; FAD binding. Gene Ontology annotation, biological process: protein folding in endoplasmic reticulum.
AUGCGUUCUGCGGCGUCAUUGUUCUAUUUGGCUGUCUUCACUCUGUUGCAACCAAGUGCAGCGCGAUCGCAUAGACCUGCAGAAGUGGAAACAGGUCCUGCAGAUGUAUGCGCAAUAGACCCGAAGUCAAUUGUUUCGGAUGCGUGCGCUUCGUAUGCAACGCUAGAGUCACUGAAUUCCGAUCUUUUCCAGUCUUUAGAUUCAAUUACCAAGUCCACAGAUUUCUUCGCAUACUACCGACUAAACCUCUUCAAUAAAGAAUGUCCAUAUUGGUCAGAUGCCAAUUCCAUGUGUGGCAACAGAGCGUGUGCAGUGGACACAUUGGAGAAUGAGGAGGAUAUACCUCCUGUAUGGCGAGUGGAAGAGUUAAGUAAGCUUGAAGGCUUGCAUGCAAAUCAUCCUGGGAGACAGCAACAAGAAGAGAGACCGAAGGCUAGACCUCUUCAGGGUAUGCUAGGUGAAGGUGUGGAUGAGAGCUGUGUGGUGGAGUAUGACGACGAAUGCGAUGAGAGGGAUUACUGUGUUCCUGAAGAUGAAGGCGCAGCCGCAAAAGGUGACUAUGUCAGUCUGGUGAACAACACAGAAAGGUUUACUGGAUAUGCUGGACCUGGUGCACGUCAAGUCUGGGAUGCCAUAUACAAAGAAAAUUGCUUCUCACGACCUCCGCCCCAAUUAUCGACCUUUGGUAGACCAUCACCCUUAGACGCUGCCAAAGACCUUCGAAGUAUGAUACAGGGACACAAGGUGGGAUCUCCUAUCAGUCAUGAGGACGAUUCCUAUCCGCUAGACGAUCAAUGCUUGGAGCAAAGGGCUUUCUACCGGAUCAUCAGUGGAAUGCAUGCCUCGAUCUCAACCCACAUCUGCUGGGACUAUUUCAAUCAGACAACAGGAGAGUGGGUUCGAAAUCUUGACUGCUACAAAGAACGACUGCACGAACAUCCCGAGCGGGUUUCGAAUCUCUACUUCAACUAUGCCCUGGUCACCCGAGCACUCGCCAAGCUGCAGAAGCACUUGGAGCAUUACACAUUUUGUUUAGGCGACCCAGCCCAGGAUUUUGAAACCAAGCAAAGAGUCAUAGAGCUAAUCAGUCGUAUUACAUCUGCGCCUCCCACUUUCGACGAAUCCCGCAUGUUUCAAGAUCCAGCCAUGCUGGAACUUAAAGAGGAUUUUCGCAAUCGCUUCCGGAAUGUCUCUCGUCUGAUGGACUGUGUCGGCUGCGACAAAUGCCGGCUGUGGGGCAAACUCCAGACAGCAGGCUAUGGCGCAGCUCUCAAAGUCCUCUUCGAAUUCGACGAGACCAAAAAUGGCGAGAAUCCGCACCUUCGACGAACAGAACUCGUCGCCCUCGUCAACACGCUGGCUCGCAUCUCCCACAGCCUUACAGCAAUCCAGCAUUUCCGAGCCGCCAUCAAGGCCGAAGAUCAGGACAAGAACAACAACAGCAAUAACUACCUUAUCUCCACCAAGCAGACCCGUCAAGAUCCAGAAACGCAACCAGGCCGCAGAAUGUUUGUUCAACAAGACGAAUUCCAGGACUUUCCGGACGACGACUUCGCCGACGAGGAUGAAACACCAGCGCCACAAUCUUUCAGCCAAGAAUUCUGGGCCGAGAUCGAUCUCGUCUGGCGAGCAUACAAAUACGUGCUAUCCAGCUGGAUCAGCCUGCCAUUCAAGACCUGGGCCAUCAUGAUCAUGGAGAUCAAUCGGCUGUGGAAUUAUUGGUUGGGGCUGCCGGUGCCGCCGAGGUCGUGGGAUUUUCAUCUGCCGACUAGAGAUGAGCUGUGA